AUGUGGCUCUACCGGGGCGCGCAGUCAGCCGUCUUUUACUACGCCGGCUGCACCCCCUGUGCCAGCAGCAUCGACCGAAGGAAACGCAGGAAGGAUGCCGCGCGAUCGCAACGACUGAAGGAGAAAUACGACAACCAGCAGCUUAUCACCGACCAACCCCGUCCAUUUCCGCAACCCACCCCGUUCAGUACCAAUGAAGGUUGGCGCGAAGAGAUCAGUCUCGGGCCCGGGCCCCCGGCGCGCCGAGGGGGUUUGCGCAAUAUGCACCGAACGGACAGCUGGACCACCGACCAGAGCUCGCAAAUGAAGAAGGAUAAGAGCGGUCGGUUGAUGCACCCGAUAGGCGAGCGCUUGAAUCGCAUGCGGUAUCAACGGGAGGAUGAGCCCCUUUGGGGUCAGGAAGUGCGCGGGUCGUCGAUUGGGUUCUCCGGCCGCGGUCGCGCAGACCCGACCGAGUCCUCUAAAUACUACACGGCCCGUGUGCCUCCCGUCAAUGAUCUCCAUCCGCCCAUUGUGAGCGGACCGCGUAGCCGAGCUGAAACAAGAUGGAUGCUGCAGCCGCCACCCAACGCCCGCGUCAUGGCGGGAAAGGAACGAUUCCCCGUGUCUCCUCGGGAUAGCGUGGGUGAAGAAAAGGCGCUUCGUUCCUCUCGACCUGCCGAUGUUGAGAAGGAGGUGAAUCAGAUCAGCAAUUACUCUGGCGGUGUCUUGGACCAUGCAACGCAACAACAUCAACUGCCCCGUCGGCCAUCAAUGGCUCGACGCCGUGGACGUUCCGAUAGCACCGGGUACGGGGAUCAUCACUCCACAGUGCAUUCUCGGUCCGACUCCAUGUUCUCCAUGACGCACACCGAUGAAAACUCGCCUAGUCUUUCAUGGAAAUACCCCGAUACUCCCGUGUCUCGACCGGGAUCCAAGGCCACUAAUGACAGCGGGAAAGUGUUGUCCCGCCCGCAAAUCUCCAAGACACUCUCCACCCUGCAACGGGACAAUAAGAAGGUUCAUAUGCUGCACUUUGAGAUCAGCGACGACCCCCAUGACGAAGUCGGGCUCGGCCAACUGGAACGCAUCCGCCCCUGGCGGUGGAGCAUGGACAUCUAA
This is a messenger RNA of Penicillium alfredii, 1101 nucleotides long. RefSeq lists its product as uncharacterized. The record is from RefSeq and is a predicted model, not a curated record. NCBI's taxonomy places the organism in Eukaryota, Fungi, Ascomycota, Eurotiomycetes, Eurotiales, Aspergillaceae. Bases 1 to 1101 code for a protein of 366 amino acids. The transcript has a single exon.